AUGUCGCAACCACACAAAGACAAAGAUCAUUGGUCAGCACAGAGCUAUUCUGCUGCUGCGUCAUUCGUGCCCAAGCUUACCCAGAAAGUUCUCCAAUAUCUAGAUCCUCAGCCUACCGAUAGAGUGCUUGAUCUUGGCUGUGGUGACGCCAAAUUCACUGGCAACUAUCUACACUCGGUAGCGGAAGUUUAUGGAGUGGAUGCUUCGGCUUCGCUGAUUGCAUCAGCAAAUCAGGAUUAUGGCAGCUCAAAAGCACGGUUCACAGUACUGGAUUGCAGGUAUCUCGAGCAGGACAUCGAAGCUGUGAGUGGAGUAUGGGACAAAGUGGUCUCAAACGCCGCCCUGCAUUGGAUUUUGCGAGAUUCCUCCACCCGCGUAAAUACACUUCGGGCAUGCUUCUCGGCCUUGAAGACGGGUGGAGCUUUCGUCUUCGAGAUGGGAGGUGCAGGAAAUGUGGCCGAGGUUCACACAGCUCUCAUGUCAGCCCUCCUUCAUCAAGGACUCUCUAUUCAUCAAGCACAAGAAGCUUCGCCGUGGUUCUUCCCUUCAGACGUGUGGAUGAGAAAGACGCUGGAAGACAUUGGAUUCAUUGUCGAGGUGCUUGAAGUCGAGUAUAGACCGACGAAACUGACAACAGGCGACGAGGGGGGGCUCCGAGGAUGGGUCAAGUUGAUGGGUGCAUCAAUGCUGGGCGUGUUGGAGGACGCAUCGAAAAGGGAAGCGGCACUUGAACAGGUGUGUGAGGUCCUAUCAACGAUAGUGACCCGGAUCGAGGAUGGUAGUGAGUGGUUGGGUUACGUCCGACUACGGGGAGUAGCGAGGAAGCCGUGA
Messenger RNA from Endocarpon pusillum Z07020, 831 nucleotides. RefSeq lists its product as uncharacterized. Bases 1 to 831 code for a protein of 276 amino acids. The transcript has 3 exons. The record is from RefSeq and is a predicted model, not a curated record. NCBI's taxonomy places the organism in Eukaryota, Fungi, Ascomycota, Eurotiomycetes, Verrucariales, Verrucariaceae. Gene Ontology annotation, molecular function: S-adenosylmethionine-dependent methyltransferase activity.